AUGGAGUGGACGACGGUGCAGCAUCUGGAUCUACGACAUGUCGGACGUAGUUCAAAACCAUUGCAGCCUCAUGCUGCCGCAUUUCACCCCCAUCAGGCCCUCGUAGCCGUCGCCAUCGGCAACUACAUCAUCGAAAUGGAUGCAUUGACAGGAUGCAAGAUUUCAUCUAUUGAUAUUGGUACACCUGUUGUCCGCAUGUCUUAUAGUCCCACAAGUGGGCAUUCUGUUGUAGCGAUCCUUGAGGACUGUACCAUUCGCUCUUGUGAUUUUGAUGCUGAGCAAACUUGUGUCUUGCAUUCACCUGAGAAAAAGACAGAGCAAAUUUCUUCUGAUACAGAAGUCCAUUUGGCUUUGACACCUCUCCAACCCGUAGUGUUUUUCGGUUUCCACAAAAGAAUGAGUGUCACAGUUGUUGGAACUGUUGAAGGAGGAAGAGCGCCAACAAAAAUAAAGACAGACUUGAAAAAACCUAUUGUCAAUCUUGCAUGCCACCCUCGCCACCCUGUCCUGUAUGUGGCUUAUGCAGAUGGUUUGAUUCGAGCCUACAACAUUCACUCCUAUGCUGUUCAUUACACCUUACAAAUUGACAACACUAUAAAGCUCAUGGGUGCUGGUGCAUUUGGUUUCCACCCAACAUUGGAGUGGAUCUUUGUUGGUGAUCGACGGGGUACGCUGCUCGCAUGGGAUGUGUCAACUGAGAGACCUAAUAUGAUUGGAAUUACACAAGUGGGUUCCCAACCAAUAGCUUCAGUUUCUUGGCUCCCAAUGUUGCGGUUACUUGUAACUGUGUCCAAGGAUGGAACUCUUCAAGUGUGGAAAACACGGGUUAUAAUUAAUCCUAAUAGACCUCCAAUGCAAGCAAAUUUCUUUGAGCCUGCUGCAAUUGAAUCUCUUGAUAUCCCUCGCAUCCUUUCUCAGCAGGGUGGAGAAGCAGCUUACCCUUUACCACGAAUCAAAACUCUAGAAGUUCACUCAAAAUUAAAUUUAGCAGCACUUCUGUUUGCAAAUAUGACAGGUGGAGACAAUGUGAAAAAUAGGGCUGCAUACACUAGGGAAGGAAGGAAACAACUGUUUGCAGUUUUGCAAGGUGCAAGAGGAUCUUCAGCAUCUGUUUUGAAAGAAAAGCUUUCAGCUUUGGGUUCAUCUGGAAUAUUAGCUGAACAUCAACUUCAAGCUCAACUGCAAGAACAUCAUCUGAAAGGGCAUGGUCACCUUACAAUAUCAGACAUUGCCCGAAAGGCUUUUCUCCAGAGUCAUUUUAUGGAAGGUCAUGCCAAAAGUGCCCCAAUAUCUCGGCUGCCUCUCAUUACUGUUGUAGAUGCCAAGCAUCAUCUGAAGGACGCUCCUGUAUGUCAGCCGUUUCACCUGGAGCUAAAUUUCUUCAAUAAAGAGAAUCGGGUUCUUCAUUAUCCUGUCAGGGCCUUUAUUGUGGAUGGCAUACACCUUAUGGCAUAUAACAUCUGUUCUGGAGCAGAUAGUAUCUACAAGAAACUUUAUACAACGGUUCCCGGAAAUGUGGAAUACCAUCCAAAGUACUUGAGCUACAGUAAAAAGCAGAGCCUAUUUCUUGUUGUCUAUGAAUUUAGUGGUGCUACAAAUGAAGUGGUGCUUUAUUUUGAAAAUACCGAUUCUCAGGCAGCAAACAGUAAAUGUAGUACAGUAAAAGGUCGAGAUGCAGCAUUUAUUGGACCCAAUGAAAAUCAGUUUGCAGUUCUUGAUGAUGAUAAGACUGGACUGGUUUUAUAUAUUCUGCCUAAAAAGGCUUCUCCUGAAGCAAAUGAAAAGAUUCUACUGUCUGAAGAGAGCCAACCUGUGGAUACUGAUGUUGGUCCCAAGGGUCCAAUGCAAUUUAUGUUUGAAAGUGAGGUUGAUCGAAUCUUUUCCACUCCUAUAGAGUCAACAUUGAUGUUUGCUUCUCAUGGGAGUCAGAUUGGCUUGGCAAAGCUGGUUCAAGGAUACCGCCUUUCUAAUGCUGAUGGUCAUUACAUAGCAACAAAAAGUGAAGGAAAAAAGUCAAUUAAGUUGAAACUAAAUGAGAUUGUACUUCAGUGCCAAUCUGCCCCUUCAAAGCUCCAGCUGUUGAAAUUUGACAGAUCACUUUUAUGGGUUGGGCCUGCACUUCUCUUUUCUACUACUACUGCAAUUAGCGUGCUUGGCUGGGAUGGGAAAGUAAGGACUAUUCUUUCCAUCAGUAUGCCUUAUGCAGUUUUGGUUGGUGCGCUGAAUGAUCGGUUGUUGCUUGCUAACCCAACAGAAAUAAAUCCCAGACAAAAGAAGGCAGUUGAGAUUAAGAGCUGUCUUGUUGGGCUCCUUGAACCUCUUCUUAUUGGAUUUGCCACAAUGCAAGAGAGAUUUGAGCAGAAGCUUGACCUUCCAGAGAUAUUGUAUCAAAUAACAUCAAGGUUUGACAGCCUGCGUAUCACUCCAAGGUCUCUAGAUAUUCUUGCUAGAGGCUCUCCUGUUUGUGGAGAUCUUUCUGUGUCACUAUCUCAAGCAGGACCACAGUUCACUCAGGUGUUGAGGGGUGCCUAUGCUAUCAAAGCUCUGCGUUUCUCUACUGCUUUAUCUGUCUUAAAAGAUGAAUUUCUGCGCUCUAGAGAUUAUCCAAGAUGUCCUCCAACCUCUCAUUUGUUCCACCGGUUCCGCCAACUGGGUUAUGCAUGUAUCAAGUUUGGUCAGUUUGAUAGUGCAAAAGAAACCUUUGAAGUUAUAGCGGAUUAUGAAAGUAUGCUCGACCUCUUUAUAUGCCACCUUAACCCCAGUGCCAUGCGCCGCCUUGCUCAAAAAUUGGAAGAAGAUGGCACUGAUUCAGAACUAAGACGAUACUGUGAAAGGAUUUUAAGGGUCCGCUCUACUGGAUGGACUCAAGGAAUUUUUGCUAACUUUGCUGCUGAGAGUAUGGUUCCUAAAGGUCCUGAAUGGGGUGGUGGGAACUGGGAAAUCAAAACCCCAACAAACAUGAAGGCUAUACCUCAGUGGGAACUGGCUGCAGAGGUGAUGCCAUACAUGAAGACUGAUGAUGGCACCAUCCCAUCCAUUAUAGCUGAUCAUAUUGGUGUUUACUUGGGUUCAAUCAAGGGAAGAGGUAACAUCGUAGAAGUAAGGGAAGAUAGCUUGGUCAAAUCUUUUACACCCGCAGGUGGUAGCAAUAAGCCUAACGGUCCUCAGUUGUCUUCAGUUAAAUCCACAUCUAAUAUGUCCAAGGGAGUUCCUGGUGGUGAUUCAUUGAUGGGUCUGGAAACACUUAACAAACAGUUUGCCAGUUCCACUGCAGCAGAUGAACAGGCUAAAGCUGAAGAAGAAUUCAAGAAAACAAUGUAUGGUGCAGCUGAUGGUAGCAGCAGUGAUGAAGAGGGAACUUCAAAAGCUAAAAAGUUGCACAUUAGAAUAAGAGACAAGCCAAUUGCUUCUACUGCAGUGGAUGUGAAUAAAAUCAAAGAAGCCACGAAGCAGCUCAAACUUGGUGAAGGGUUGGGUCCACCGAUGACCAGGACCAAGUCAUUGACUAUUGGAUCCCAGGACCUUAGCCAGAUGUUAUCCCAACCGCCUCCUCCAGCUAACAGUGGAUCAAUGGCUCCUCGUGUAGGCUCCGCCCCUGGUGAUUUGUUUGGUAUGGACUCGUUUACACAACCUGCAACUGUAUCACAGCAAGCUCCUAUCACAACUGGUAAGGGAGUUGCAACUGGACCUAUUCCAGAGGACUUUUUCCAGAAUACCAUACCAUCCCUCCAAGUUGCAGCCGCACUGCCCCCUCCUGGGACCUAUCUUUCAAAAUUGGAUCAAGCUUCUCAAGGGGUUGAAAGCAACAAGGAAACUCUUAACCAGGUCAAUGCAUCCAAUGCCAAUGUUGGUCUUCCUGAUAGCGGUAUUCCACCUCAAGCUAGUCAACAGGCUGCGGUUCCACUCGAGUCGUAUGGACUUCCUGAUGGUGGUGUCCCACCAUCCUCAAGCCAGGUUGCUGUGCAGCAACAGUCUCAGGUUCAAUCAACUCAGUUCCCAGUUUCCACGCAACCUCUAGAUCUCAGUGCCCUUGGGGUUCCAAAUACUGCAGAUUCUGGAAAGCCUGCUGUGCAACCUCCUUCUCCACCAUCUUCUGUGCGUCCUGGACAGGUACCCCGUGGGGCUGCUGCUUCUGUAUGUUUUAAGACUGGAGUUGCUCACCUUGAGCAGAAUCAACUUUCAGAUGCGUUGUCUUGCUUUGAUGAAGCUUUUCUUGCACUGGCUAAGGAUCACUCUCGUGGAGCUGAUAUUAAAGCGCAAGGGACCAUCUGUGCUCAAUACAAGAUAGCAGUUACUCUUCUUGGGGAAAUUGGGCGGCUGCAAAGAGUUCAAGGUCCUAGUGCAAUCAGUGCAAAAGAUGAGAUGGCAAGACUCUCACGCCACCUGGGUUCUUUGCCUCUUCUGGCAAAACACAGGAUAAAUUGUAUCCGAACUGCGAUUAAGCGGAACAUGGAGGUCCAGAAUUAUGCUUAUUCAAAGCAGAUGCUUGAACUCCUGCUGUCCAAAGCACCUCCAAGUAAGCAGGAUGAGUUGAGGAGCUUGGUUGAUAUGUGUGUUCAAAGGGGUCUCUCCAACAAGUCCAUUGAUCCACUUGAAGAUCCUUCCCAGUUCUGUGCCGCCACACUUAGUCGUCUGUCAACGAUUGGAUAUGAUGUCUGUGAUCUUUGCGGGGCCAAAUUUUCUGCUCUCGCAACGCCGGGUUGCAUUAUAUGUGGGAUGGGAAGCAUAAAGAGAUCAGAUGCACUCACAGGGCCAGGGCCUGUUCCUUCCCCAUUUGGUUGA
Prunus armeniaca (apricot) is the source of this 4782-nucleotide messenger RNA. The record is from the annotation of a GenBank genome assembly. NCBI's taxonomy places the organism in Eukaryota, Viridiplantae, Streptophyta, Magnoliopsida, Rosales, Rosaceae.